Messenger RNA from Hippocampus zosterae (dwarf seahorse), 2507 nucleotides. RefSeq names its product ubiquitin specific peptidase 30 (gene usp30). Gene Ontology annotation, molecular function: cysteine-type endopeptidase activity; cysteine-type deubiquitinase activity. Gene Ontology annotation, biological process: protein deubiquitination. Gene Ontology annotation, cellular component: cytosol; nucleus. The transcript is spliced from 13 exons. Lineage: Eukaryota; Metazoa; Chordata; Actinopteri; Syngnathiformes; Syngnathidae. The record is from RefSeq and is a predicted model, not a curated record. Bases 70 to 1578 code for a protein of 502 amino acids.
CAUCGGUGCGCUUCCUUUGUGGCUCCCCUAAAACAAUGCUGAAGACAAGAGUUCCGCAAUAACAACAGGAUGUUGUGGUGCCGACCAGAGAGCUCGGAUAAGCUUGUCAGAGAGUAUCUUGGCACCGGACCAAGCGUCAGAAACAAGAUGCUAAAAAACUGGGGUGUCAUUGGUGGUGUUGCUGCUGCCAUCGCGGCUGGUGUGUAUGUUUUGUGGGGCCCAAUCACAGAGCGAAAGAAGAGAAAGCGAGGUAUGGUUCCUGGUCUGUUGAACUUGGGCAACACUUGCUUCCUGAAUUCUUUGCUACAGGGUCUGUCAGCAUGCCCGUCCUUCAUCCGCUGGCUGGAGGGAUUUUCAAACUCACCCGCAAUACAGUCGUGCAAAGAAAACAAGUUGUCCACGACACUUCUCCAGCUUCUCAAAGCUUUCUCCAGUAAUGAGUUGGGGAAUGAAGAUGUGUUGGAUGCUGGGUGCUUGCUGGAUGUUCUCAGACUGUACCGGUGGCACAUCAGUUCAUUUGAAGAGCAGGAUGCCCACGAACUCUUUCAUGUCAUAACAUCAUCUCUUGAGGAGGAGCGGGACCGGCAACCAAAAGUCACCCACUUGUUUGACAUGCAGACUCUUGAGAGCCUCCCCAAUCAAGAUGAGAGAAGGACUUGCAGAAGUCGAGCCCCUCUUCACCCGAUUCCAAGCCCUUGGAAGUUUCAGCAUCCUUUCCAUGGCCGUUUAACGAGCAACAUGUUGUGCAAGCGGUGCGAGCAACAAAGCCCGGUGCGAUAUGAUUCCUUUGAAAGCCUUUCAUUAUCUAUUCCUUUACCUCAGUGGGGUCGACCGGUCUCUCUGGAUCAAUGUCUACAGCAUUUCAUCUCCUCAGAAACUAUCAAGGAAGUAGAGUGUGAAAAUUGCACCAAGCUUCAACAAGGGACAAGAGUCAAUGGAGAGCUUCCGGAAAAUCAGCGGACAACAUUUGUAAAGCAGCUUAAAUUGGGCAAGCUUCCCCAGUGCCUCUGCAUCCAUCUGCAAAGACUCACAUGGUCCAAUGAAGGAACCCCAAUUAAACGACAAGAGCAUGUUCAGUUUACGGAGUAUCUAUCAAUGGACCGCUACAAACACAACACCUCUAUACCGACGAGUCAGCGCGCCAAACGUGCAGGGAAGCACCAAAGUGCAGAAAAUUCAAGCAAGGAUAUGCAAAAGCCUGCUGCCAAUGGCACAGAUUCAGAGCUUCAUAACAACAACAAACCCUUUGCAAAUGGAAACUGUUCAUCUGUCUGUUUAUAUUCUACAUGUGGGACCACUCAAUUGGGCCUCACGUAUGACUACGGCUUCACGGAGUACCUUUUCCAACUCACAGCUGUGCUGGUUCACCAUGGUGACAUGCACUCAGGACAUUUUGUAACAUAUCGACGCAGCCCCUCCCCACCUUGCAGUUCCUCGCCAUAUAUCUCUCAGUGGCUCUGGGUGUCCGACGACUCGGUCCGUAAAGCCAGCCUGCACGAGGUGCUGUCCUCUAAUGCUUACAUGCUUUUUUACGAGAGAGUAAAGAAGCAGAGCGCCGUGUUGCAUACACAGGACUAAGUGAAGGCUCGGCGGCUAAAUUCAUUCUGCUGCCUCUCCAGUCGCAUGGUUACAAAUGGAUGUGUCCAUGAUCACAGCAUGGUUGAUGCACGAGUUGACAAAAGAGUGCCUCAUUUGAUUGAGGUGUUCGGUGUGCACGGAUCAAAGCAACGACUUGUGGUCAUGUGAUGUUGUUGCUUUUAUCCAAAGCGGGAGAAUCCAAUUCCAAAGACUCUGGACAUGUCUCGCUCUAAAUGUAUUUGGUUUGCAAAGGAAAACAAACUUGAGAAAUGUGACAGUACAGUACAUUCCUGGUUCAAAUCUCAAUAGGUUCAUUUAUGACGCAUUAACCGUUGUUUUAAGAACUCCAUUUGAAUUCAGAUUGUUUCCAUUUUUCAAUGCUGAGAAGUGAGAACUCGGACUCAAAUCAGAGAGAAUUUGAUGAUUGUGCAUACAUGACACAGAUGAUAAUAAUUCCCAAUGAUUUAAUAGCAAUGUAUGUAGGCAUCUUCUGGAAAUUAUGCAUCAUUAUUUGGAUCUGUCUGGUAUUGUAAUACGGAAUGACCAUUUGCAUACUGUAGCUAAACUUUUGAAGUGAAAGUGCCGUGUUGGUUUCCGAGAUUUUUCAUACGAAGCCAUACAUGCGUGACAAUUGUUUUUCUCUGAUGUAAAAAUUUGAUGGAUAAUUUGGUGUCCAGAUUCAACUUUGUCACGAGAGGAGCUGUAACAAAUGCAUCCAAACAAUGGCUUCUCUGCAAGUUAGCUUCAAUAUUUUUAACCCUGCACUACUAGUAACUGCCACUUUCCUCCUUCCAAACCAUCUGAGAAGCAAGGAUGUAGAGUAGUGGCCUGUUGUUAAUGUUUGCAAUUUGCACUAUUGUACAGUAUAUACAUGUGAAAUUUUGGUGUGCAAUUUCUAAAGGUGACCGUUUUGUGAUAUUAAAAAAUAA